UUAAGAUAUGUGGCCAGCACACGAAAUGGUAUGGACCCAUCUAUUGUUCCUCAAGGUCUCAUGGCUCCAAUGAUGCCAUUACCUUUUGAUGUUUCGGGAAUGUCAACGACUCCAUUGGAUGUUCAUCGUCCUGGGCCAGUGCCUAUGUCAACACUUGCUUCUGCUCUGGCUUCUGCUACGCCAGAGAAUCAGCGCAUGAUGUUAGGGGAACAACUAUUUCCUCUAGUGGAGAGGGUUGAGCCUGACCAUGCUGGAAAAGUGACAGGCAUGUUGCUGGAGAUGGACCAAACCGAGGUUCUCCAUCUUAUCGAGGCUCCAGAUGCUCUGAAGAAGAAAGUUUCCGAGGCUUUGGAUGUCCUCCAUUUAGCAUCAUCGGGACCCAAUGUUGGUGAUCAGCUCGGCUCAUUGUCCUUGAACGAAUGAAGCGAGCCCAAUUUGGCAUGUGACAUGGAGUAUGACAUGCACUUUCUGGCUUCAAAAGA
This is a messenger RNA of Camellia sinensis, 482 nucleotides long. Lineage: Eukaryota; Viridiplantae; Streptophyta; Magnoliopsida; Ericales; Theaceae. The record is from RefSeq and is a predicted model, not a curated record.